GUCAUCCGCUCGAAUGGAGUCGUUGUCCUCAUCGUCAUCGUCGUCUAUGUCGUCCUCCACAUGCGCGUCGGCAAUCUCAACGCCGAAAUUGCGUCGCCAUUUGGACACAAAAAGUCUCAGCAUCAGUGAAUUGCCGGAUGGCGAAGAUGAGCAGGAUUUUAGCUUUCGUUAUCCGGACUAUAUGUAUCCGGAUGUGGAGUACGAUAAGCAUGAUGUGCCGCUCUCGUUUCGAGCCACGCCCGAUUCGCUGUUCAGUCUGUGUGCCGCUGUCGUGGAUGCCCAGGCACGGACCGAGGUGUUCAAGUGGAGCAUCAAUGAUGUUGCCCAAUGGCUGCGCGAUUUUGGCUAUCCGGAAUACGAGGAAACCUUCAGGGAGAACUAUAUCGAUGGACACAAGUUGCUCAAUCUGGAUGCCAUUGCUCUGGUGGCGCUUAAUAUACGCGACUUUGAGCACAUACGUCACCUUGGAAGGGGCAUCCGAGCACUCUAUCGUAAGGAGCUGCAGACGGCGACGGAGACGAAAAAACAGAGCGAAGUCUACAAGGCGUUCCGCUCACGAACGGGCCGCAAAUACGAGGGCUUGCGGGAGACGGAGCUAUUGGGUCGCAUGCACAUGAUUCGCUCGGUCUUUCAGGACAUCAACGAAUGGGACCUAAUGGAGCUGCACAUGGCUCGCACUCCGGUGCGUCGUUAUCGUGAGGUAAUCGCCGGCUCGAGGCGCUACAAUCUAUACGGCCCAUCAACGGCACGCAGAUCCCCAAUCACAAUGGACGAUGGCGACACGAGCAAUUGGUUUAAUUUUGGCGAUUGUUAUUGA
Molecule: messenger RNA, 817 nt
Organism: Drosophila mojavensis
Lineage: Eukaryota; Metazoa; Arthropoda; Insecta; Diptera; Drosophilidae
Product: liprin-beta homolog
Exons: 2
Coding region: 14-817 (267 amino acids)
Molecular function (GO): protein binding
Source: RefSeq, a predicted model, not a curated record